This is a messenger RNA of Alternaria burnsii, 1338 nucleotides long. RefSeq names its product glutamate-1-semialdehyde-aminomutase. The coding region runs from base 1 to 1338 and encodes 445 amino acids. The record is from RefSeq and is a predicted model, not a curated record. Gene Ontology annotation, molecular function: pyridoxal phosphate binding; transaminase activity. The transcript has a single exon. NCBI's taxonomy places the organism in Eukaryota, Fungi, Ascomycota, Dothideomycetes, Pleosporales, Pleosporaceae.
AUGAGCUCAAUGGCGUCGGCCGACCACGCAAAGAGCGUAUAUGCUACUACCAGUGAAGCACUCCAAGCAGCCAAACAACGAUUCGCAGAGCGGAACGCUAAAAGCUCGCAUCUACACGAGGAAUCGAACAAAGCCCUGCCAGGAGGUAAUACGAGAAGUGUACUUCACACUGCGCCUUUUCCGGUAUUCCUGAAGAGCGGCAAAGGGUAUCAAGUUACGUCCGAGGAUGGUCAAACCUAUACAGACCUCGUUGGCGAAUUUACUGCCGCUUUAUAUGGCCACUCGCAACCCCUCAUACAAUCAGCGCUGGUCGAUGCUAUCAACAAGGUUGGUCUCAACUUGGGUGGAACGACUACCCUGGAGAUGAGGCACGCCGCACUGAUAUGUUCGCGAUACAAGCUUGAUCUUAUUCGAUUCACAAACUCAGGCACAGAGGCAAACCUUCAUGCUAUUCAAGGAGCGAGGAAGUUCACCGGCAAGAGGAAGGUUGUAGUUUUCACAGGGGGCUACCAUGGCGGUUGCUACACGUUUCCGGGAGAUCACCCUGCCGAGAACUGUGUAGACCAAGAGGAAUGGGUUAUUGCAGAGUUCAACGAUGUUGAAGACACGAGGAGGAAGAUCGAGGAGUCUGGAGACGUAGCUGCAGUGCUCAUCGAAGGCAUGCAGGGUAGAGGCCCGUGUCUCGUGGGUACUCAUGACUUCCUGCAUCAAGUUCAGGAAUCAGCAAAGAAAGCCGGCGCAGUCUUCAUUCUAGACGAAGUACAAACAAGCCGUUUGGCGCCAGGUGGACUACAAGAAGUUGAGGGGCUAGAGCCAGACAUCACGACUUUGGGCAAGUUCCUCGGUGGAGGAAUUACAUUUGGCGCAUUCGGUGGACGAGCAGACAUUAUGCGUGUAUACGACCCACGAGAGAAAGGAUCUUUAGGACAUUCCGGCACUUUCAACAACAAUACGCUUGGAAUGACAGCAGGAUACACUGGCCUUGCGAAUGUGUACACACCCGAAGUCUGUCGCAACUUCAAUGCGAUGGGUGAUAAACUUCGCCUCCGUCUCCAAGAGCUUUCGCACGGAACCAAGAUGACCGUUACGGGUUUGGGUACGAUCAUGGGUAUACAUUUCUUGUAUGAUGGCAAGAAGGAACUAAGAAGCUUCCGAGAUCGGCAUGAGGACCUUGAUCUGAGCAUGCUAUUCUGGCUCGAGAUGAUGGAAGCAGGAUUCUGGAUUACUCAACGAGGUAGCGUAGCCAUCAUCCUAGGUACACCCUGGGAGGAGUUGCAAAGGUUCUCAGACUGCGUACGGGGAUUUCUGGAGAGAUACAGGGGAUUGUUGAGUAUUUGA